Molecule: messenger RNA, 1120 nt
Organism: Cornus florida
Lineage: Eukaryota; Viridiplantae; Streptophyta; Magnoliopsida; Cornales; Cornaceae
Product: protein AGENET DOMAIN (AGD)-CONTAINING P1-like
Exons: 2
Coding region: 333-827 (164 amino acids)
Source: RefSeq, a predicted model, not a curated record
UCAGAAACAAAACGCCAAAAAUAAAACGCAUGUCAAACAGGCCCUAACUUUUUUAAUAUGACCGUCAGGGACAGGAGGAGUAUUUUACACAGCGGAAGUCCUAACAGAAAAAGGUUUACACUUUCUAAAUCAGUAUCUCCCAGUUUCCUAAGUAUAAACUGAGUAGGACUCACUUUCCCAAAUCAGCAAAUAAAUCUUCUGAGCUCACUCCUUCCUCACUUCCUUCAUCACCUCUUUACAAACCAAGAUUCGAUCUUUUCAACACAAACCCACUCGUCCCCAACUCUCCAAAUAAAAAACCCAAAACAGAAUCAAGAAAAUCAACCAUUAUCAUGAAUCUGAGGAAGAAGAUGGGGAUUUCAGUGGACGAUUGUGUGGAGGUAUGCAGCAAAGAAGAUGGGUUUCUGGGCUCCUACUAUUCGGCCAGAGUAAUUGGUAAAUUGGGCAAAGGAAAGUUCAUGGUGGAGUACAUGGAUCUAGAGGAAGAUGAGGAUGGAAAAGAGAAGUUAAAGGAGGUGGUUGAUGCUGCAAAUAUAAGGCCUGUGCCUCCAGAGAUUAGGGUUUGGGGUUUCGAUGUGCUGGCUAAAGUGGAUGCGUACGAUCGUGAUGGGUGGUGGGUUGGUAGGGUCACUGGGACAAAGGAUGAUUCCUAUUACUAUGUGCAUUUUGAUAGCUCCGGCGAUGAGAUCACUUACCCAAUUUCCAGGUUGAGGGUUCAUCAGGAAUAUGAGGACGGUCGUUGGGUUCCUUCUCAGCAAAAAAAGGGAUACGAGGCCACAUUGAAUCCAUUGAUGGCUAAGCGAAGCAGAGUCUCCGGGAUUUGGUGAACUUAACUUGUAGCAAUGUAAUUUGCGAUCAUAUGGAGGCUUUGAAUUCUGGAGAAUGCGGAGCUCACAACUAGAAGAGUAGUUCAAAUGGUUGAUUUAGUCUAGGAUUGUGGAGAACCGGAGGUUGGAAAAUUGAAAAAGGUACUGUAAUAUAAUUCUCCUUUUCCUUCUCUGUCUUCCAUCUCCAAAAAAAAAAAAAAAAAAUUAAGCAUGGUCGUCCAUUUUGUAUUAUGGAUGUGACAUUGUCCAAAAUUGUAUAUUUGUGUGAAAGAAUGAGAUUUUGAGUUUCUUCA